UUUAAAAGUUCAAACAAACCCCUGGCUCCUGUGACCAAAUGUUUUUUGCCUGUUUGCUUUUGCCUCAGAAGACCCAUACUGAUGAUCCUGAUUCAGAUAAAAAAAGUCAGUUGGAUCCCUAAGGUGUUAUCAGUUGCUCCAUAACAAAAGAAGACCCCCUCCUGUGGAGCCUGAUUCAGUUAAAAAAAAAAAAAGUCAGUUGUAUCUAAGAGGUGCCUUUUAUUACAGUACCCAUAACAGAUCAAACAAACCCUAGGCUGCUGUGGUCAAAAAUGUUUAUGUCUUUUGAUGAUGUGGUGGUUGCUACUGUUUGCAGGCUAUAUCAACAUGGAGCCUGUAACCAUAUGUUUGGGAUGUCAUUAACUUCACCUUCAUAGUAGGUGUGUUUUACCUACUCUUACUGUAUAUAUAGUCACCAUUCAGCUGAGGUAGGGUUUACCAAACUUCAUCACCUUUUUGAAGAGGACGCUUUCUCCUAACGCAUUUCUUGCAUUUUCACAUCUCGGGGUAAUUUCUACCAAUGGUGUCUUUUCCCUGUAAGUAUACCCAUUUUUUUAUCUACCACAGUUAUUUUUUCUUCCAAUAAUACCUGUUUGUUUUUUAUAGUAAAAAUGUUGUUCUUAACAGUUUUAUUUGUUAGGUUACAUGGCCAGUGGUAGCAACCGCCACGACAGAGGUAUUGAAAACUUUCAACCUGGUGAUAAUGAAGUGCCUUCAACCAGCUACUGGGGAACACCUUUUCAGCGGAGGGGGAUCUUACAACCCCUAAACCAACUUUCAAAAGGUAUGUACAUGAUAAAAUGUAGAUGUUAAAAUAAUACUUUGAUGAUUAAUACAUAUGAUUAUUAUACCUAAAUACUAAAGUGUUUGUGUGUGUGUGUCUAGAAGAAGAUUCGGACUUUGAGGAACCAAAGAGCAGGCUUAAAAGACCAAAUAGACUUCAAUCGGGCCCUGUAAAAAAGAGGCAAAAGGAAGAGAAGGGGCGCCAUAGGGUUCAAGUGCAUACAAGGUAUGUAUAAGAUUACGGUAUUCUAUCUGUAUCUACGAUUAUUUAUUUUUUUAUGUAUGUACUAAGUUUUUUUUUUUUUUCUCCUAAUGUCAUGCAUCAGACCGGUAAUUAAUGAGGGCAACAUUGACUCAACAUUGGAUGCAGUUGUGUUGGCUUCGGUUACCGAGACGAUUCGACGUGAAGAGGCAGAGGACGUGUGUGCUGUCGUGGAUCAAUUGAAGUCGUUAUUAGCAGCGCAGAGACAGCCGACCGCAAAGCUUGUGACAGAUAUUUCUCAAGAAGAAGAGGACAUUCAGCAGGGUGAGCGGGAACCAUACAGUGAAUGGGGGGAGAAUUUGAGUGUACCAUGUGGUUAUCCUAAGCUGGAUUGUUUUGAUUCACUUGUUGAUUUUGAGGAGAAAACCUCUGACACACUCCCUGCAACACAAACGUGUGUGGGGGAGGAUAAUGAACAGCCUGGUUCUUCAGAACAAUUAGAAUUACUCGUCUGGAGCGACCUCGAGGAUAUGUUGCUAUCCUCACAACGACAGGCAAUUCAUCCUGAUCAAUUACGUACACAAAGUGUGGUUGACUGUUGUGUCACUGAGGAUUUGUCAUUAGGGGGUGGGGUUGAUAUUGGCAACCGAUUUGAUAAAUUCGAAUGCAUGGUGAACAGUAAAUUAGCAGAAAUACAGAGGGAUAACAAAGAACAAUAUGAGUCUUUGAAUAGUAAAAUAGCCGAAUUAGAAAAACAAAACAACAACUUAUUAAAUACUGUUCUGGCUGAGUGUAAAUCAGAUCUAUUAUAUAGAGGUAUUCUGACUUCUGACAUCUGUGCCCUGCAUGCAGCCAGUGGAGAACUGGUUAGAAUCCAGAAUAAUAUGGUUACGGGUCUAUCACAUAUAUCAAACAUCCUAAAAAGCAGGUCUUCAUCAUAGUGCUCAAAUAUUAGCUGAUAACAUGUCACCUCCUAGAAAAAUUUUCAAAUAUAGUGAUGACGCUGGUCGUAACGCUGCUAAUGAUGAUGAUGUUAAUGAAGUUGAUAGUGAUGAAAUCUCUCAUGUCCCUCAUACUGUCGAAGAAUAUAUUACCCAUAGUGACCAAAAUGCAAUGGGCCAUGGGCUACCACAAUUACCCUGUGUAAAAUACAAUACUGAAACUAUCAGAAAGUGGGGUGUAUUCACCAAUGCUAGGCUUGAUUCUAUUUUAGCUGAUUUGUCUACUAUUAUUCCCUCUGUAAAUAUUCCGCUUUCUGAUGCUGCUGCUGCUGCUGCUGUUGCUGUUGCUUCUACUUCUGCUUCUGCUGCAGAGACAUUUGACAUUGUGUCUGUCUGCCAUGAUUAUAAUAAUGCUUUGAUCACAGUUAAUGAUAGUGUUGAUAAUCAUGAUGACGAUGGUCGUAACGCAACCAAUGAUGAUAAUGUCAAUGAAGUAGACAGUGAUGAUGAAAUCUCUCAUAUCACGCACACUGUCGAACAAUAUAAUGCCGUUAGUGACCAAUAUGCAAUGAUACAUGGUUUACCACAAUUAUCCGGUGUAAAAUACAAUACCAAAACUAUCAGAAAGUGGGGUGAAUUUACCAAUGCGAGGCUUGAUUCUAUUUUAAGUGAUUUGUCUACUGUUGUUCCUACUGUAAAUGCUCUGGUUUCUGGUGCUGAUACUGCUGUUGCUGCGGCUACAGAGACAUUUGACACUGUGUCUGCCUGCAAUGACGAUAAUAAUGCUUUGAUCAGUGCUAAUGUUGAUAAUCAUGAUGUGAGCAGUGCUACUGCUUUGAAUAACGAACACCAUGGCUUUGUGGGCUGUAAUGGCGAAGCUUCUCAACGUGUAGACAGUCUUAGCAGAUGCGUACAGGAUGGGGCGGGUAGAGUUGUAGAAAACACCCGUGCCCCUGUUAGAGAUAUACAAAUUAGAAACAUACCCGAAUUUAAUGCCUCUGAAUUGCGUCAGCGUGUUGAUUUUAGGGAUAUUAAUCUUGAUAAUCCCGAGCAGGUACCUAAUCGAGUUAGAGAGAGACUGUCUGGUGUGAUUGAGAGAGCCUUAGAGGAUUCCCCACCCCCCAGUGUUUUAAAUGUCAUCUUGAGGGGCCCAUCACUGGCUAGCGAUGUACAAGCCGUCUUAAACGCAGAUAAUGAAUACAAUGUGGAUUUGUUCAUGGAGGAAAUAUCACAGGUCUUACAAAGCAAUGAUGAUUCUAUGACGGAUGAUGAACUGGAGUUUAUUGUUACAGUUGCUAGGGAUAGUCGUGGUGGAUCACAUCGUCUGAGAUUGGGUCAAGUUUCCUAUGAGGAAAUUUUGGCCAAAAAAGGUCGACAUCUGUACAAUCCUGACAACAUGGGGGACAACAAUCUAUGUUUUUCUAUCUGUCUUGCACAUUUUGUUAACAAUGCUAUGGCUGGAGAUGAAAAAUUGGAAUAUGCAAAACAGCUGUACACUGCAGUCGGUUUUGAUCACAUGCACAAAGUGUCGUUCUCCGAUGUCACCAAAUUUGAGAAACACCUAGACAUGAAAAUAAUAGUCUUCCAUCAUGGCUCUGCGCGUAAACGCUUGCAGUGUUUCCAAACAUGCGACGCACCACACAAGCGUACAGUCUGGUUAUACUUACACAAUGACCACUACUAUCUGAUUGAAAACCAGACAGGGUUUUUCGGGGCUUCAUAUGUGUGUGAGUAUUGCUAUGAUACGUAUGAAAGGCCUCUGUACCACAACUGUAAGCAUAGCUGCAAUGUUUGUUUUACACAGGAGUGUCAUACGUACCAAGGUCGCACGUUAAAGUGCCCUGACUGUAAACGCAUAUGUAAAUCACAAUUCUGUUUCAAGCAACACAAAGUACCUGAAGUAAAACACAAAGUUAUACCAUGUACAGCAUUAAAAUACUGUGAGGCAUGUGGAAAAACAUACAAGCUUGGUAAAAAAAAAAAUGCACAAAUGUGCACCCCUUGUCUGUUCACACUGUGGUGAACAAAGAUUGGAAAGCAGUGUGCCACACGAGUGCUUUAUCCAACCAAUCGAGAAGGGUGAUCCACAGAGAAAGUACAUCUUGUUUGAUUUUGAGACACGUUUUCACGAUGGCAAACACGAGGCAAAUUUUGUGUGUUCAAUGGAUAUUGAUGGAAACAAGUUUUGUUUCAACACAUUAAAAUGCGUGGAUGCAUUUGUGAAACGGUACAGACAGCCCAAAUACAAGGGGUAUACGUUCAUUGCGUAUAACGCAUCAGGCUUUGACAACUACAUUCUGCUUGAGUACUUUGUCAAACAAAGGAUUACGCCUAUGGUGACGAUGAGAGGUAGCAGGGUCAUUCUGAUGUACGACCAUACAUACCAACAGAGGUGGAUUGAUUCGUUCAGUUUCUUACCCAUGAGACUGGCCAAAACACCUGCUGCUUUGGGGUUUGAGGAUUUGGAGAAAGGCUAUUUUCCCCACAAAUUUAACACUAGAGAAAAUGAGCACUACAAAGGCUCAUACCCCGACCCAUCUCAAUAUGGGUACGAAACCAUGUGUGAAAAUGAGAAAACCUCGUUCAUGCAAUGGUAUGACACAGUCCGAAAUGAAACUUUUGAUUUUCAAGCUGAGAUUCGUCGCUACUGUGUUAAUGAUGUGGAGGUGUUGCGCCGGGCAUGCACCAUUUAUCGUGAAACAUUUCUCGAAUGUACACAGCUUGACCCGUUUUCGUUUACCACUCUACCCUCCAGUUGUAUGGGUGUAUUCAAAACACUGUUCCUCCCCAGAGACACUGUAGCCCUCACAUAUGAAGGUGCAUACACCAAACAGAAUAAGACAUAUUUAGAUG
Messenger RNA from Sebastes umbrosus (honeycomb rockfish), 4779 nucleotides. RefSeq lists its product as uncharacterized. The record is from RefSeq and is a predicted model, not a curated record. The transcript is spliced from 2 exons. Bases 1949 to 3949 code for a protein of 666 amino acids. Lineage: Eukaryota; Metazoa; Chordata; Actinopteri; Perciformes; Sebastidae.